This is a messenger RNA of Ilex paraguariensis (yerba mate), 1800 nucleotides long. The record is from the annotation of a GenBank genome assembly. Lineage: Eukaryota; Viridiplantae; Streptophyta; Magnoliopsida; Aquifoliales; Aquifoliaceae.
AUGACUGAUGCAUUCCAUCCUGCUACUGAUCGCAUACAAGAGAUUGUUGGAACAGUGAGUGGAAUUAGAAUAUCUUUCAUUGAUACUCCGGGUCUGCUGCCUUCCUCGACAAAUUGCGUUAGAAAAAAUCGGAAGAUUUUGUACUCUGUGAAAAGGUUUAUCAGGAAAGCCCCUCCAGACAUUGUAUUAUAUUUUGAACGACUUGAUAUGAUCAAUAUGGGUUAUAGUGAUUUCCCACUGUUGAAGCUUAUUACUGAAGUCUUUGGUUCUGCAAUUUGGUUUAGCACCAUUCUUGUGAUGACUCAUUCUUCCUCGACACUCCCUGAGGGACCAAAUGGCUAUCCUGUCAGCUAUGAGUCCUAUGUCACACAGUGCUCGGAUCUGGUGCAGCACUACGUUCACCAGGCAGUUUCUGACUCAAAACUUGAAAUCCCUGUGCAGUUGGUGGAUAAUCAUCCUCAGUGUAAAACAGAUAUCACUGGGGAAAAAAUUCUUCCAAACGGACUGGUUUGGAAAUAUCACUUCCUGUUAUUAUGUGCAUGCACCAAAGUGCUAGGGGAUGUUAAUGCCCUUUUGGAAUUUGAGGACAGUAUCGAACUAGGGCCAUUGAGUAAUACCCGGCUGCCUUCUCUACCCCAUCUUCUCUCAUCUUUUCUUCGGCAUCAUGCUCAAGUGAACCCAAAUGGAGCAGACAAUGAAAUUGAUGAGAUUUUUCUUUCAGACAUGGAGGAAGAAGAUGAUUAUGAUCAAUUACCACCAAUCCGGAUUCUGACAAAAUUCCAGUUUGAGAAAUUAAGUGAUGCCCAGAAAAAGGAGUAUUUUGAUGAGCUUGAUUACCGAGAGACCCUUUAUUUGAAGAAACAGAUGAAAGAAGAGUCCCGUAGACGAACCGAAAACAAGUAUCCUCAAGGUGGGGAUCCAACCAGUGAUAAUAAUUCUGAUAACCAGGAGCCUUCAGAGGCUGUUCAGUUGCCAGAUAUGGCAGUCCCUCCAAGUUUUGACUCCGAUUGCCCUUUACAUAGAUACCGUUGCCUUGUUACAAAUGACCAGUGGCUUGCAAGGCCCGUUCUUGAUCCCCAUGGGUGGGAUCAUGAUGUAGGUUUUGAUGGAAUUAACCUGGAGACAGCUAUACAAAUAAGAAAGAAAGGCUUUGCCUCUGUCACAGGACAGAUGAGCAAAGACAAGGAAAAUUUUAGUAUUCAGUCCGAGUGUGCUGCUGCUUUCACAGAUCUCAGAGGACCCACUUAUAGUGUAGGACUCGAUGCCCAAUCAUCCGGGAAAGAGUUGAUCUGUACGGUACGCAGUGGCACACAGCUCAGAAACUUGAAAAACAAUUUGACUGAAUGUGGCAUUUCUGUUACAUCUUUUGGAGACAAAUACUAUGUGGGUGCUAAGCUUGAAGACAGCAUCACAAUUGGGAAGAGACUGAAAUUUGUAAUGAAUGCUGGCCGGAUGGGGGGUGCAGGGCAAGUGGCUUAUGGUGGGAGUAUUGAAGCUACUUUAAGGGGGAAAGAUUUCCCUGUGAGAAACGAGAGGGUCAGGCUCGCAAUGACAGCCAUUUCGUUUAACAAGGAGCUAGUAUUGAGGGGAAAUUUACAGUCUGACUUCAGAUUAAGCCGGGGUACAAGAAUGUCAGUCAAUGCGAACAUAAAUAGCCGGAACAUGGGCCAGGUUUGCGUGAAGACAAAUAGCUCUGACCACAUAGAAAUAGCUCUGAUUGCGGUUGUUUCCAUCUUUAGAGCCCUGUUACGGAAAAAGGCAACGGAUGAUCUUAGCCAGGAAACUCUGGAGAUGGGGUGA